Molecule: messenger RNA, 1526 nt
Organism: Tetrahymena thermophila SB210
Lineage: Eukaryota; Ciliophora; Oligohymenophorea; Hymenostomatida; Tetrahymenidae
Product: type IIB DNA topoisomerase
Exons: 4
Biological process (GO): reciprocal meiotic recombination; meiotic DNA double-strand break formation; meiotic DNA double-strand break processing
Cellular component (GO): nuclear chromosome
Molecular function (GO): DNA topoisomerase type II (double strand cut, ATP-hydrolyzing) activity; DNA binding; ATP binding
Source: RefSeq, a predicted model, not a curated record
AAAUUUAUUAAUAAUCUGAAAAGUACAAAAAACUUUUAAACCUAAAGAAAAAUGAAUUUCAACCAGUUAAAAUCUCUAAAUGCUCAAAUACUCCAAAGACACUUUGAAGCUCUCAAUUUUCUUGGAAUUUAAUAUUCAAUACAUGAUUUAGAUAAAGAAAGUAUCAUUAACAGGUUAAGAGAUUUUUUCUUUUAACUUCUGAAAGAGAUUAUUAUUUAGAAUUCAUGCCUUAAACUUAUGGAAAAAAAAGAUAUAUAAUUUGACUACUUUUAUUUUAUACAUGCAGAGUAGCAAUAUAUCUCCAACUAAUCCUUAGAAAUAACUAGCUAAAAAUAUCAAAAUUUUUACAGUCAAUUCUAAUCAUUAAGAAAACUUAACAAAGAAGGAAAAAAUAAAACAAUGGUUAUCCAUAAGAAUAAUUUAAAAUCAUUAGAAAAGUUACUUUUUUGCAUAAAAUAAAUUUUGAAUGCCCUUAAAAAUGAUUUUUAAAUCACAAAAAGAGAAAUAUUCUACACAAAUGUUGAACUUUUUGACUAAAAUUAGUAAAACUUAGAAAAAAUUAUUCAAAUAUUGCAAAAUUAAUUAAGACUGCCAAGAAAUUGUUUAAAUAUUAUUGCUUCAGCUAAAGGUUUAGUAACUGGUAAUGUAUAAUUCUAAGUUAGUUCUUAAGCUGAAUUUAUUGAUCUUAGUAAAAAUUUUGGAGAAGUCAGGCAAAUAUAGCCAAAGGAAGAAAUUUUAUGGAUUGAAACAAACUCUGCAUUUAUAUUGGUUGUAGAGAAAGAAACUGUUUUUUAAAAAAUCAUAGCUGAAAAAGACGAAUAGCUUUUGAAGAAUUGUAUAAUGAUUACUGGGAAAGGGUAUGGCGAUUAUAGCACCAAAUAAUAUAUAAAGAUGCUAACUGCUAACAAUCCAAACUCGCCUUUAUUUUAUUUAGGGGAUUUCGAUCCAUUUGGCUUAGAUAUACUCUUCAAUUACACUUUUGGUUCCGAAAAUUCUGUCUACUAACAAGAUAACUUGCCAAAUAUUCAUUUCUUAGGUCUAUCAAGCUUUGAUAUUUUGGAUUUUAAUUAAUAAUCUGAUGAAAAAAAAUUCAAUGUUGAAAACAAUUUAAGCAAACAAGAUAUUUGUAAGCUGGAUGCCUUAAUCGCCAAAUUUGAAUUUAAUAAAAUAGACUCAAAUAAAUUAGAUGAUCUCACUAGUUAUCAGAUAAAUAGAUGGAAGAAAUGGAUUGAAAAUGCUGAGUUUAUAAGACAAAACAAUACAAAAUAUGAAAUCGAAGACAUUUAUCCAUUCCUUAGCUAAAAAAAUUUAACUUUAUCAUAAUUUAUUAUAAAUAAAAUCUAAUCAAACAAAUAUUUAUGAUAUUAAUUUCUUAUUUUUCUUUUUUGCUUGUGUAAAGAAAUAUUUAGAAUUAAAUUUUAUUUUUCACUCAAACUAAAGUUAUUUUUAGUAUUUUUAAAACUGUAUUUACAAAUACCGUAGUUUCUUUAACCUAAAUUCUCGGUUUUAAGCAUACUGAGCCAAGG